Messenger RNA from Aureobasidium musti, 741 nucleotides. NCBI's taxonomy places the organism in Eukaryota, Fungi, Ascomycota, Dothideomycetes, Dothideales, Saccotheciaceae. The record is from the annotation of a GenBank genome assembly.
AUGUCGUUCAGAGACUCAAUCUCUGACCGCCCUGCCACGAUCAAAGUUGGUCGAGGCCCACAUGCUGGCGUGUUUACUGUGCCAAAAGCUCUGCUUUGCAACUCUUCUACCUACUUCAAAACUGCUUUGAAUAGCCAGUUCAUUGAGGGUCAAACUCAAACCGUCAAUCUGGAGGAUGAAGACCCUGCAAUCUUCCGAACCUAUAUUGCAUGGCUCUACCAAGGACAGCUCAAAUCACAAGAUAUCGAAGGCGCUCUCGACGAUCCACAGAGCUUUGAUCAACAUAUCGCUGAGCUGAUUCUUCAGAACGACGGCAUAUCUAUGCUUCUGAGCUACAUGGACAAGAACGGGCUUGCGACUCUGAAUGCCAUCAAUUGCAUCUACAACUUGCCAAGAUCAAAAGAAAUCAGAGAACUGCGCUGUCUGCUAGCGGAAGAGGAAAUGCGCUACGGUCGGCGACUUGAGAAGAACAUCGAUGGCUGGCAUCCGGAGUACCUGGCACAGAUCGUCAAGGCCUACAAGGCAAUCCACGAGCGUCAGAUUCCUCAAACCAGAAUGCCCGGCAGCGUUCACUUGGAUAGAGCGUAUUUUUGCCAACGUGUCCACAUGCAUGACCACCAAGCACAACCUUGCUCGUCACUGGCCAAGAACACAUACGUACCAGCUCCACCACCGACUCAGGAGCCCCCAAACAAGAAGCAGAGAACCAGGCCAACGUCGUUGUUUGUUCUCGACGACUAG